GCUGUGGGAGGAGGUGAGAUGGCGGCGGGGGGGAGGAUCCGGGCGCCGCCCGCUGCUGCUGCCACCGCCUCCCUCCCUGCCUCCGGUCGCCGCCGGCCCUGCUGACGUGUCUGCUCCCUCCCUGCCGCCGGCGCCCAGCGAUCAUGGCCGCAGCGCCGCCGGCUCCUUGGCCGCUCCUCGCCCUGCUGCUACUGCUGCUGCUGCCGCGGCCGCUCGGCGCCGAGCUGGGCCGCCGCUUCGCCGAGCGCAAGCGCUGCGCCGACCCCGAGUGCAGCAUGUUGAUGUGCCGAGGGAAGGCGAUGCAGGAUUUUAAAGGUCCGGACUGUCGCUUUGUAAAUUUUAAGAAAGGAGAAGCGGUGUAUGUAUAUUACAAGCUAAUAGGAAAAUCAACGGAGCUUUGGGCUGGAAGCGUUGGAAGUGAUUUUGGAUAUUUUCCAAAGGAUUUACUUGAAAUAAAUCAUAAUUAUACCAAUGAGGAGCUAGAACUACCAACAGAUGAAACAGAUUUUGUUUGCUUUGAUGGUGGAAGGGAUGAUUUUGAUAAUUAUAAUGUGGAUGAGCUUUUGAAGUCAUCAGGAGAGACUAUAAAAAAUGAAGGAGAAACAGAAUCAAGCGAUUCAGGGACAAAGCCAAUUGAAGGAAACAAGAGAGAUGAAGAGAUGGAAGAGGCUGAUACAAUAAAGUCCCUUGAUGCUUUGGAGAUAGACGAUCUUGAGCUAAGCACAGAAGAAGACGACAAGGAAGCCCUCUCUUUGACGGAGGAAAUAGACAGUCCUUUUACAGAAGGAACUGAAAAUACUGGGGGAGACCCCAGUGUAAAUAGUCAUGAAGAAAACUCUCAGGGAGAUCAAAUUGCACAUGAGCACUUGAAAGGAAUGCUACAUGAGAAACUAAAAGGGCUAGAAAGUGAAAAUACCAAAAACACCAGUAUUCCUCAGGAUAAAACCAGUCAACUUGACAAAGAGAGUGAAGAAGUCAAUGCCUAUACACUUUUAAACAGAGAGCUGUCUGUGAACUUGAAAACAAAAUUUGGUUCUACUGCUGAUGCUGUUGUAUCUGAUGAUGAUGUGACUAGCCUUGUUACAUCACUGGAAGAUGAUUUUAAUGAAGAUUUGAGCAUUGAUGCUCAUUAUACAGAGGAGGAACAAGACUUUACAGAUCAGUCUGAAGAAAUCCCUCUGCUGUCAUUUAUGGCAGGAGAAGAAAUUGUAACCCUAGAGGAUUCAGAAGCUGAUGGCAAUGGCAUUGAAUCACAAAAUGAACCUGAUGAAAAUGUGAAGGGUGCUACCAAGCUAAAUCACCAAAAAGAUGAUGAGAAAAAAUAUGAUUUGGAUACAUUAAUUCUUGAGCAUGCCUUCAGCGAGAGCAGGAGGUCAGGUGACAAUAUAAAUGUGGAUAUGUCUGAAUCUGUAGAAACAAAAGAGAAGCAGGAUGAGGUAAUGCUAAUUAGUAAAAAAGAAGCAGCAGCAACACCUCAAUUUGUGGAUCUCUCCAAAGAGCUCCUUAGAAAAGAACCUGUGGUUGCAAGUGAUCCUGGUUCAGAGGGAAAAACAAAUAAAACUGAACAUUUUGAAGAACAGCUCAUGGAUGGUGGGACUGAAUCACAUACUAAAGAGCUGAAGAGUACAUCUGUGCCUGAUUCCCAUGUUUUCCCUAGUCCAGGAGAUGAAUCAUCUCUUAAAGGCAAGCAAGACGCUUUAAAGCCAUUCCUCGGUGACCUCAACAGAAGUCCAGAAGGAGCACCACUUGCUGAAACAAUUGAAGAGGAAGAAAACAUUGAGGAUGAGAACUUGGAGGAGGAGAUCUUGGAAAGUGAUUUAAAGCACAAAAUGUUAUGGGAGAAAACAAAGGAGAAAGGAAGAGCAGAGGAUAAGCCUUCUGUUGAUGCUCCAGCCAAACCAGUCGAAGAGGUACAAAAUGCAUCUCAAAAUGACUUGAGAGAUACUGACCUGUCAUUUAAUGACAAAAUGGAGCAUGGAAUGCCUGCUGUGGAGAAAGAAGUUCUGAAACAUGAAGAAGAUUUAAAACAAAUAGGGGAGGCUGAUCAGGAAAAUCCAAAAACCACCUCUUUCAAAGAAGAACCUAAAAUAAAAGGAGUAAACAUGAAAGAAAGUCCUACAGGGGAGGGAGACUCAAACCAUCAGCAUGUGAGUAGAGAAGCAGUUGAGCAACCCAGGCCAUGGGAAAAUGAGACCGAGUAUUCUGAGGCAGAUGUGAAAGAAGAGCUUUCAAGAAAUCUUGGCAAGGUGACAGUAUUUGAGGAAAGCAUUCAGAAAAGUUCCCCUGAAGAAAAAUCAAAAGGCACCACACAGAAUACUAAUACAGAGAAUUUGACUCAGCAAGGAAUUAAUCGUACUGAGGAUGGAGGUUCAGACAGUGAUCUUGGCACACAUUUAGCUAGAGAAAAAACACUAAGACAGGAAUUCCAGUCUGAAGAGCUGGAUGCUGAAGAAGACCCUGAUCUGAAACAAGCAGAGGAAGAGCUAUUGGAAGAUGAGAAUGCUGCAAGUGCAAAGUUGUCACAAGAAAGACUUGCAAAUAUACAAGGUAAUAAACUAAAUAUUAGAAGUACAAACCUUGAAUUAGAAACACUAAAUGAAGCUAUUUCAGGAACUGCUAAUCCUAGUUACAAAAUUGAUGAAACAGAAGAGGAAACAAAUGCAUUUUCUGAGGAAGCAAAGAAAAUGCUCAGCAUGGAAGAUGCAACUGAGACUGAGAACAAAGAGGAUGACAUACAAGUCAGUGAAGACUCUAACCUGGAUGAAAUGGAACAUUUCAAGGAAGAUGAUGAGGAGUCUUCUGAAGCUGAAGAACCAUCAGCUGCGGAAGAACAUAAUUUCAAAUCUUCUGAAACAGAAGACAGUGAUGACUUUGACCAAAGAAAAGAACCUCUCCCAGAGGCUGUUUCGCAGGAAGACUCAAAAGAGACGCAGAAUUUAGAGAACACAAGAAACGAUCACCAGCAGCCUGCACAUCUCCCCAGCCCUGCUGAUGACUCAGCAACCACAGAUGACACUGUUAUAUCAGACUACAGUGAGUCUGUGAAACGGCUCACAAUAAUGAGGGAUUUCCUCGAUGAAAAGCGUAUAGCACGUUUACAAAAGUACCUUGGGCGCCAUCACGUGGUUAGGAUAGAAGCCAUGUUUCAGGACAUGAAGAUAGAGAUGGAGCUUGCUCGGAAGGCAAGUCAUAAUAAUGAAGAUAUAGAAAAAGCUUUGGACCAGAUACUUGAAUUUUCUGAAACUAGUAUUAUGGACGUUGUAGGAAAAGUUCUAGAUUCCAGAGUGGCAGAAAAUAAAGAGGAGGUGGUGAAAGAGAUGGAUUUGUACGAUGAAGAGGGUGCAUUGAUGGAUGAUAUUCAAGAAUUAAUAUAUUCUUUAAGGAGCAAAUACUCAUCUGCUAGUGAGAGUGUCCCACUUGCAGCUGUUCCAGAACAGGAAGAAGAUUACCAGGUCCAUCGUGAAGAUGCUGCAAAAGAAGCCAAAUAUGACAGAGUUCCCUUCAGGAACCCAAAUGCCAUUGAUGAGAGCAACCAGAUAUUUCAGCAGCCUGAAGAUAAGAGGCCAGUUCUGCCUUUUGAAAAGGAUGAGCAAGCUGUUAAUGUUCCACCUGAGCAUGAAGAGGCCAGUUUCUCAGAUAACAGAGAUGCCGAGGAAGAGUACGACAACGAGAAAAGAUUGCUGCCGGCAGAUGCUUCCUUUGGGUCAAUUGAUUCAGAACAGAGUACCAGGGAAGGCAUUGCUGCAGCCGCCGAAGAUAGCGCCGGAGCCGGCGCGGAGGCAGGUCCGGCCGCACGGGGAGCCCUCGGCGAGGCGGUGGCGGCGGCCAAGGACGGGCUGCGGCCGCUCGCGCAGCUGCUGAUUGCUACCCUGCCUGAGGAUAUCCGUCCUGGGCCUGAUUUCCAUGGACUUCCAUGGGAGCCUAUCAUUAUCACUGCCUUAGUGGGAAUUGCCACACUUGCUAUAAUCUUCUGGAGAACCUGCCUUUCAGUAAAGAGUAGAAUGUAUCAAGUGACUGAAAAGCAACUUGCUGAAAAGAUUAAAAACCUUCUACAAGAAAAAACAGAAAUCCUAGAAAAGAUGUCAGAGUACGAUAAAAAGAUAAAAGAAGCAAAGGAAUCGGUGAAAGUGGCCCAAGAGCAAAAAAACGUGUUCUCAGAUGAAGCUGCAGAACUUAAGGAUACUGUCAAAGGGCUGGAAGAAACAAAUCGUCUGCUGGAUGACAAAGUAAAAAACCUGCACACGAUGCUUGAAACAGAGAGAAAGCAGAAUGAGAAGAAACAGAGCAAGAUCACUGAAACCCAGAAGUCCUUGGAGAAACUUCAGGAAGUUAUCAGCGUGCAUUCAGUAGAGCUUUCAGAGGUGCAGAUAGCCCUUAAUGAAGCUAAACUAAGUGAAGAAAAGGUAAAAUCUGAGCUUCACCAUGUGCAGGAAGAGAAUGCUAGGCUGAAAAAGAGCAAGGAGCAACUACUAAAAGAAGCUGAAGGUUGGAGUGAGAGACAUACCGAGCUCAGUGAGCAAAUUAAACUGUAUCAGAAGUCUCAGAAAGACAUAGAAGAAGCAAUCGCCUACAAGGAAAAUGAAAUUGAAGUUUUAACUAACUGCAUUAUGCAGCUGAAGCAGCUUGACAUAGCUCCUGCCUCUGAGGCUAAGAAGGAUGGUGAAGGCUGUGAAUGGAGUACAGGAGAUGAUCUGGCCAAUGGAGAGCUACCAGAUAAUGAGAGUGAGAAGAUGAAGACUCAGAUAAAGCAAAUGAUGGAUGUCUCGAGGGUAAAAACUAUGUUAUCCAUAGUUGAAGAAGACAGAGAUCUUCUGCAAUCCAAACUGAGUGAUGAAGUAACAGCAAGACAUGAGCUAGAAGAGCAAAUAAAAAAAUUAGAACAUGACUCCUGUUCACUGCAGUCAGCUAAAUCUCGACUGGAAAAUGAAUGUAAAACAUUACAGCAGAAAGUGGAGAUUCUCAAUGAACUUUACCAGCAGAAAGAGAUGGCGCUGCAGAAAAAACUCACCCAGGAAGAGUAUGAACGCCAGGAGAAGGAGCAGAAAUUGUCUGCUGCAGAUGAAAAAGCAGUGCUGGCCAUUGAGGAAGUGAAAGUUUACAAGCAAAGGAUUCAAGAUAUGGAAGAAGAAUUGCAAAAAACAGAGAGAUCUUACAAAAAUCAGAUUGCUGCUCAUGAGAAAAAGGCACAUGACAAUUGGCUUAUUGCCCGCUCUGCUGAGAGAGCUUUGGCUGAAGAAAAAAGAGAAGCAGCCAACCUGAGGCAAAAGUUAAUAGAAGUGAACCAAAAAAUUGUUAUGCUUCAAAGACCAUUGAUUGUCAAGCCAACUCCAGGCAGACCUGAUCGCCAAGUCCCUCCACGAAGAGGGCCCUUAAGCCGAGAUGGCUCUUUUGGCCCAUCACCUGUGAGUGGAGGAAAUCCUUCCCCCACACAGAUGAUUGAAGUUUCUGGUCGUCCCCUUUCCGCUCCUCGAAGGGAAGGCUCAAGAGGUGAAUUUGGUACAGUGGUAGAUGGCCCCUCUGCUCCACGAAGGCCACCAGAGCUAUCUGGAAGGAUGUCCGUUCCUGAUCUCGGGCCUGCAGUAGCAUCCCUGAUCGGUACUGUGCCAAGAACCUCCUCCCCUUCUGCACCAAUGGAUGGAGUGCAGCCCUCUCCCAAAGAGCCUGAAGCCCCCUGUGUAACUACCGAUUCAUCUUCAUCUAUUGAACCAGCUACAGCUAAUAUUAGUCCGAAAGGUCCACCUUCUUUCCCUGGGACACCUAUCAUGACUUCUCCAGUGAUGGGACCUCCACCUCCACCACCUGUUCGAUAUGGACCUCCACCAGCUCCUCUCCGUGGGCACUUUGGGCCUCGACCUCUUCCUGGGCCCCUAGUUCGUGGUGCUCCCUUACCACCACCAGCUGUACGAGACUUCUUACCUGGCCCACCCUUAGGAAUGAGAGAUCUGCCUCCUGGCCCGCUACCACCGCCUCCAGAUCCAAGAGGAUACGGACGGGGGCAUCCUCCUUUUCGACCCCUGGGUCCUCAUGGCCCAAGAGAUUAUCCUCCAGGCCCACGGCUACCCCCACCUGGCUCGAGAGACUAUACGCCUUCUCCUAAUAGAGACUUGACUCCAUCAGGACCUAGAGACUACCCAGCAAGCCCUCCUCCACCACCACCACCGGCAGGCUCAAAGGACUAUACACAGCCUCCAGCGCAGAAACCCUAACUGCAGUGUCUGGUCAGCAGCUCAAUGGAACGGACUCUAGCGCGCUUCCUGCAGUCAGGACUUUAGAAGAUGGUUCUCUGUUUGAAGCCGUUUCUCUCAUUUCAGUAUAUUUCAGCUUUUGCAGGAUUAAUUUUUAUCCAAUUGCUACAGACAUCUUAUGUGCAUUUAUGAUCACCUUAUACUCAUCCAUCCUCUUGGGCUGCAAGAACUUUUUUGUGAUGGACUUGAACCUACUCUAAACGUGCAAUAGAAAGGAAGUACCUGUGUGGCUAGUUUUUAAUUAAAUGUAGCCUAUGUAACCAGUUGGUGAAUGAACUAAUUUCGUGAAAAAUGUAAAUCAAAUCAUUUCCUGUGGAAAUAAUUUUUAAGUAAAAUGCUAUCUUACCUGCCUUCUCCAUCACAUCAUUAAGCUGCAGUUAGUGUAGACCAGGGGUUUACAUGAGGAGUCUAAGGACUUUUUUUUUUUUUUUUUUUUUAAAAAAAAAAGAUGUCUGGUCAGAGAUCAGAAGCACAAAUGAUACUGUAUUCAAAGGAAAGUUAUAAUAAAAAGCAAAAUUCCUUUUGCUAAACCCUCAA
This is a messenger RNA of Dromaius novaehollandiae (emu), 6782 nucleotides long. RefSeq names its product MIA SH3 domain ER export factor 3 (gene MIA3). The record is from RefSeq and is a predicted model, not a curated record. Gene Ontology annotation, biological process: protein secretion; vesicle cargo loading; endoplasmic reticulum to Golgi vesicle-mediated transport. The coding region runs from base 144 to 6206 and encodes 2020 amino acids. Lineage: Eukaryota; Metazoa; Chordata; Aves; Casuariiformes; Dromaiidae. Gene Ontology annotation, molecular function: protein binding. Gene Ontology annotation, cellular component: endoplasmic reticulum membrane; endoplasmic reticulum exit site. The transcript is spliced from 29 exons.